This is a messenger RNA of Cololabis saira (Pacific saury), 3490 nucleotides long. It is a transcript of the gene kif20a, whose product is annotated as kinesin family member 20A. Gene Ontology annotation, molecular function: plus-end-directed microtubule motor activity; ATP binding; microtubule binding. The transcript has 19 exons. Gene Ontology annotation, biological process: microtubule-based movement; mitotic spindle assembly. The record is from RefSeq and is a predicted model, not a curated record. Gene Ontology annotation, cellular component: spindle microtubule; nucleus. NCBI's taxonomy places the organism in Eukaryota, Metazoa, Chordata, Actinopteri, Beloniformes, Belonidae. Bases 206 to 2911 code for a protein of 901 amino acids.
UGCAGUCAGGUACACAGCUCCCACACCCAGAAACAAGCAUGUUCGGAGAGCCAGAGUCGCUACAGAUUUAACACUGUAAUUUAACUUUUGGUUGGUUAGGUUUGGCAGUUUACCGAGGAUAUUUAUCUGAUUUAUGUUCUGGGAUCCCGUGGUUCAUCUCACUUUCGACGGAAGCAAGUAAAACUGUCUUUACUUGAAGGUGAGCAUGGCCCUCUCUCUGUCCUCCCCAUGUGGGUUCCGCUCUGACGAGGAGGAGGAGGAAAUGGCUGUGUUGGAGUCGACAGCAGCAGAGCACGGGGUCCCGGCCAGACCCCGUCUGCCUGAGAUCUCUGUCAUCUCCCCCGGUCUGGACCUGCAGCCAUCCAGUACAGGAUCGAAAGUUGCAGUGAAACCUGGAAGCAGCGAUGAAGGCCUUAGUGAGAGGGUGAAGGUUUUUCUGCGCAUCAGACCACUUACUGAUGCAGAGAAGGACCAGAGAGAAGCACAGGAUUGUGUGGUUGUCCAAGAUGAGGAGACCCUGCUGCUCAAAGCUCCAAAGGAUUCUCAGAACAUGAGGGCAGCGGAGAGGGGCAUAACCCAGAGCCUUCACAAGUUCAGCUUCUCAAAGAUCUUUGGUCCAGAAACAACACAGCAACACUUUUUUGAGAGCACAAUGAAGAAUAUGGUAGGCGAUGUGCUGAAAGGAGAAAACAGACUCGUCUACACUUACGGUGUCACCAACUCUGGAAAGACUUACACCAUUCAAGGGAGCGGUCAAGAGGCGGGCCUCCUGCCUCGCGCUCUAGCGUCUCUGUUCAGGAAAGUGCAGGACCGUCUCUACGGGGCCAUGGACCUGAAGCCUUCCAUGUACCAGGAUGUGAGACAACUUGGCCCCAGUGAGGUCAGGGUGGAGGAAAUCCGGAGAAACUCUCUGCUCAAGGAGGAUGAGAGUUCGACCUCUCGGCGAGUUGGCAACACUACACUCUGGGACAGCGGUGUUGGAGGACUGUCCUCCACAACUCGCAUUACUACCCAGCUUGAAGACCCGGACAGUGUUUUUCUGGAGCCAGACAGCCUCUCACUCAGUGGAGGGGACGGCCUGGAGGAAGGGGUGCAGUUUUCCAUCUGGGUGUCCUUCUACGAGAUCUACAACGAGUUCCUGUAUGACCUGCUGGACGCAUCGCCGUCCCACCAGCUCAAGAAAAGAGUCACCCUGCGGCUCAGUGACGACAGGCAGGGCAACCCCUAUGUGAAAGAUCUCACGUGGAUCCAAGUCCGCAGUGCUGAGGAGGCAUGGAGGAUUCUGAGGGCGGGGCAUCGUAACCAGAGCUUCGCCAGCACUCAUCUUAACCAAAACUCCAGCAGAAGCCACAGCAUCUUCUCUAUCCGCGUCCUGCAUGUCCACCCUGAAGCUUGUCCAGGCCAGGUCAUGCACAUUAGCGAACUGACUGUGUGUGACUUGGCCGGGUCUGAGCGCUGUAAGGAACAACGAAACGGAGAGAGGAUGAAGGAGGCCACCAACAUCAACACUUCCCUUUUAACUCUCGGUCGCUGCAUCGCGGCGCUGAGGCACAACCAGAACAACAAGUCGCGACUCCAACAAGUGGUGCCAUUCAGGGACAGUAAACUGACCCGUGUCCUGCAGGGUUUCUUCUGUGGGCGAGGAAACUCCUGCAUGGUGGUAAACAUCAAUCCAUGUCCCUCUAUCUAUGACGAGACCCUGCAGGCCCUCAAAUUCUCUGCUAUUGCUACCCAGCUUGUUCACGGCCCAUCUACAAAGACCAGAGUGGCCUACAUCCUGUCUCUACUCCGUGAGCCGACAGCAAACGGUCAUGAAAGCAUGCUGAUAGAGGAGGAAGAGGAUGAAAGUGAUGUGGAAGAUGGAGAUAUGACCUUGUUGAAUAAUGAGGCUUUGCUGCAGGCUAUUGAUGUCCUGAAGAGAGAAGUGCGGCGCCAACGGGAGGAAAAAGAGGUUCUUGAGGCGAAUGUGAGAGAGCAGGUGGUCUCUGAGAUGAUGGAGGUCAUCUCUAGAAUGGAAGAAGGUUUCAGCGAGACAUUGGAGGCCGAGAGGGCUCUGAUCGAAGAGAGGUACGAGGACAAGAUAACAAACUUGCAAAAACAUCUGAAGAAAUUCUACAGCGAGGAGCUGAAGGAGCGUGAUAAGGAGAUUGAAGACUUGUCUGCUGCCCUUGAGGAAAAGAAGGGUGAAACACUUCCUACUCUGGCCCAGCAGGGAGAGCUGGAAGGCCCUCGCCGCUCUCAGCGCCUCACAUCUCACACUGCUGUCAGACUGCAGGCUGAACUUGACCAGUGUCGUGCUGAGCUGCUCACCAAGACGCAGGAAAUAACAAAUCUGAAGAUGCAGUCUGAAGUGUCGGGUUCAGCCGGCGCCCUCACCAGCGCUGCGGAUCGCAAGUUGCAAGAAGGUCAGCGGAAUUUGCGACAGCUGCGUCUGGACUUGCAGAAACUGGGUGUGGAUUUGCAGUCGGGAGAACGAGCCUGUUGUCGCAAUACAGGAGGGGAAAGACUGCGGCACGUGUUAACGGCUGCAGAUGAAACUCUCGCCAAACAGAACCAGGUCCUGAUGGAGCUCCAGAGCAGCUUGAUCCUGGUCAAAGCAGAACUGCGCCGGAAAGCAGAGCCCCUGGCAGCUUGUUCCCAGCUGCCUCCUACGAGUGUUAAUGCCUCCACCACACCAGCUUCUUGCAAAAAGAGGGGCUGCAUUCCCAACACAAGCGAUGCUGAAAACCGGCCUCUUCAAAAACGGCCCUUUUUCCAGUCUUUGUUCCCGUCACGUACCCCAACGCAUAAAUACAACGCUGAAGAUUUAAGCCUUACGCCUUAUUCACGCAUCCUGCGUUCUCGACAGCAGUCUCCACCUCGCAGCCCCAUCCCCACCUCCACCCCCAGCAGGCUCAGGGGGAAGUACUGAGCUCCUCAGAGCUUUAGUAAAUGUUAUGGAAAAAAAUUAUGGCUACUUCUUUAUAUUUUUAUGUCUUUUUAUAUUUACUUUUCUUGCGGUUAACUCACCGUCAUGCCAAAUGGCCUUUAUGCCAGUAAAACAGUUGAUGCUUUAAAAGUUGUAGUACAGAUGCUCAUUUGUUGCUGCAUGUGUGUGAAUCAGAUGCUCAUUUGUUGCUGCAUGUGUAUGAAUCAAUCAUUUAUUCUUUCAGAUGGCUUUGUGCUUUAAUAUAACAAUUUCUGAAAUCGCCAGUAUCACUGAAACUGUAGUAGAGAGCAAAUCACACACAAUAGUGAAUCUUUUUGCUGAAAAAGUUCAGUUUAUUAUUUAUAUAUAUAUAUAUAUAUAUAUAUAUAUAUAUAUAUAUAUAUGUGUAUUAUCACACACAGUUGGGAUUCAUAGUGGAAAACAUGCUUUUGGUUUGUCUGAUGUGUACAUGUAAAUAAUACAAGAUGUCCUUUCUAUUUCCAUGUCCAGUGUCUGACACAUUUUUGGUUUGUUCCUUCACUUAAGCUAAACUCUUGUAUUAAAAAUACUUUAUUCAUACAA